GCAAUCGCACAAAUACAAACAAAUCUUCGCCGAGAGCCAGAAGAAGCUGCCACAUUUUGGGAAGCAUCUAAAGAACUUCAGCCUGGCUCUUCAAAGAUUUGCUUCACUAUCUGACCCUUUGCUGCGCAUCUUGUGUCUGCUACCAGCGGUACUGGACUUUUUGGCACGGCUAUCAGAUCCAGCAAUUGGAGAUCCUGACGACCAACAAUGGGCCAAAAAGUUGCUACGAGUCAUGACAGGGGAGGGCAGCUUCCAAGCCUUGACUGGCGCAGCAGUGGCGGCUGACAGUAUUCUCGUGGGUCAGAAAUUUCUGCGUCUGCAGGACAAAGCUGAAUCCAGUGCCAUCUUGAAAGCAGCUGAGGCAAAAGCUGUUUUGCACGACAUGGCAGUCAUGUUUCGCGACGAGGCGGUUUUGCAAGACACCGCCCGAAACACGAUGACGCAGAAGGUGCUGCAGACAAUUUCGGACAUUGGUAUUAUCCAAUACCGUGACGGGCCCCGUACUGUUUCAGCUUCCAUCCCGGUGCCUGCCAACAAGAUGGAGAUGCUCAAGCAAAGUUGCCAGAAGGUUUGGGCCGUUUUCAAAUCCUUCUUUGAAUCGAAUUUUCCCGGCCACGAGGUAGUGAAUUGCUACGCAGCUCUGGACCUCGAGGCAGACUUGACAUGGGCCCAACGCAAAGACUUCAUAUACGCCUUGGCACGGCACGAAGACCUCCCAGAAGCAGAUGUAUGGUUGGAAACUCAGCCGAUGAAACAUGGGACACAGAUCAUACCAUAG
Symbiodinium necroappetens is the source of this 778-nucleotide messenger RNA. The record is from the annotation of a GenBank genome assembly. NCBI's taxonomy places the organism in Eukaryota, Dinophyceae, Suessiales, Symbiodiniaceae.